UGCUUUAGAACCGUUUCUUCCUGCCCGCCUGUCUCAGUGCUUAAAACCGUGUUGGAAGAGCGUUGAGGAACGGUGUAGAGUGUAAAAGAAAAGGAGUUAUCUCUAAGGAAAAGGGAAAAAUACAAAUCCUUAAAGUCGGCACAGAGAUAUAACCACCGCGCUGUGGAGGAGGGAGUUCUACGAGAGACCAUUUCUGGUUAUACGCUCGCGACAGUCAUCGCGGCAUCUAUGGCACAGGGACUGUUGUGCGUGACUCCAGGCUAUGAACUUCAUUCUCAACCGUGAAGGGGAUUAAAAGUGAACGCGCACACCUGUUUUUCCACUGCGGUUUAUUGAUACGAUUGGAUUGCCCGUCUGCAGGAAGUAAAACCAUGAAGAUGUCUCCCCCAGACCGAAGGAAAAGCAUGCGAGACCUGGCGCUGGAGAUUGGCAUACGAGUUCUCCUCUUCGGAGUUUUCGUUUUCACAGAAUUCCUGGAGCCUUUCGAGAGAGUCAUCCAACCGGAGGAGCUGUGGCUGUAUAAGAACCCCCUAGUGGAAUCAGACCACAUCCCGAAGAGGGUCAUGUUCGCAAUUUCAUUCCUCACCCCCCUGGCGGUUAUAUUUGUGGUGAAGAUCAUACGUCGGACAGACAAGACGGAAAUCAAAGAGGCUUGUCUUGCUGUGUCCCUGGCUCUGGCCUUGAACGGGGUCUUCACCAAUACCAUAAAAUUGAUAGUGGGCAGGCCAAGGCCAGACUACCUCCAGCGCUGCUUUCCAGAUGGGCAGGUGAACGCGAAGAUGAUGUGCACAGGCGAGCCGGACCUGGUGUCUGAGGGGCGCAAGAGCUUUCCCAGCAGUCAUUCCUCAUUUGCAUUCUCUGGCCUGGGCUUCACCUCCUUCUACCUGGCCGGGAAGCUGCAGUGCUUCACUGACAGCGGGCGUGGCCGCAGCUGGCGUCUCUGCGCCAUGGUUCUGCCCCUCUACAGUGCUAUGAUGAUUGCACUGUCCCGCACCUGCGACUACAAGCAUCACUGGCAAGAUGCCUUCGUUGGGGGAGUGAUCGGCCUGGCCUUCGCCUACAUCUGCUACCGCCAGCACUACCCGCCUUUCCUGCACAUAGACUGCCACCUGCCUUACGCCAGCCUGGCUGCCACGUCCAGCGCCGCCCAAGACGAGCCCCAGCCUACCGACAACGCCACCGGCCUCCCCCUGGAAGGGCUGACGGAGGGGCCUGUAUGACUAACGCAGACCCCCGACCCCCCUCCCCUCCCAAACCCCCUUCACGUGGACUAUUAGCCACAAGGACUACUAGCACUUAAACAUUCCAGUGGACAUGACUCCUCCUCAUCUUCCUCCUCCCGAACCUGCUUCCUUCCGUUCCCGUUUUGUGUCAGCCAUCUCGCGGCUCCUUAUUUAUUUACAGUGCGCUGUGGGAGACAAAUAGAGGCAAAAAAAUAGAAGCAAAUACACACAUGCAAGGUCACAACAAUAAUGGCGUCAGCAAAGUCAAUUAAAAUGUCAUAUCUGCACUCUGCAGAUGUUUAUUUGCUUUGGGUUUUUUGGCCCAUCUGCCUCCAUAUCAAUAUUACUGUAGCAAGAUGCAUUUGGCUGAAAUAUUUAACGUAUUUCACAUAGGUGGGGAAGAGGAACUUCAACGUCAUCCUAAGAUCAAAUAAGUAAUGCCAUUAGAAU
Megalops cyprinoides (Indo-Pacific tarpon) is the source of this 1673-nucleotide messenger RNA. It is a transcript of the gene plpp4, whose product is annotated as phospholipid phosphatase 4. Bases 372 to 1220 code for a protein of 282 amino acids. The transcript has 7 exons. Gene Ontology annotation, molecular function: phosphatidate phosphatase activity. Gene Ontology annotation, biological process: phospholipid metabolic process. NCBI's taxonomy places the organism in Eukaryota, Metazoa, Chordata, Actinopteri, Elopiformes, Megalopidae. The record is from RefSeq and is a predicted model, not a curated record.